This is a messenger RNA of Penicillium concentricum, 1416 nucleotides long. RefSeq lists its product as uncharacterized. The record is from RefSeq and is a predicted model, not a curated record. Lineage: Eukaryota; Fungi; Ascomycota; Eurotiomycetes; Eurotiales; Aspergillaceae. The coding region runs from base 1 to 1416 and encodes 471 amino acids. The transcript has a single exon.
AUGGCAUUCGUUAAAUCACUCAAGUCAGACCCUCUCGGCAUCGUGGAUGCUCGACUGAAGAUGACGGAUCCCCCCACGGAUGGCUUCUUUUCGCCUUUUGCACCAUCGCCAUUCACUAGGUUUGAUCGAACUGACGAAACACAGCCAGGUGGCCAGAUAAAAGCAGAAGCAGGCCCAAAGCAAGCCCACCGUGGUUUCGAUUCCAGCCGCCAAUGUCCUCGACUUGAGUUGGAUGUUGAUGUGGAUAAGUACCACACUCUUGAUGGCGCUGAGCCCUUGAAUCCCCAAAACACACCCGCAUCACACAGCGAACGAGAGAGCAUGGAGGAACCUACUGGGUCCUUUCGUUGCUAUAAAAUGGAGAACUUACGGACGAGCUCUGCACCCCAGAUGGGGGAGUUCAAUUUCGAUUGCUUCCAAGAUUCGCCAGAGGCAAGCUUGGUUCGUCAAGACGAUGGAAGCGAAUCCGCCAAACCCUCAAAGUUGCGACGCCUUUCCAUUGGCCGCCGACAGUGGAUUAAGUAUCCUGUUGCUGCCCUGGCGAAUCGUCACCCAGGCGUAAAUGCCAGUAACUUUGAGAAAUCUGCCAAAUCAGGUUCACUGCUGCGAAGCGUUCGAUUUUCUCCUGCCGCCUCGCUAUCUCCACCUUCUCGUGCGACACGUCGUCCCCUACCUUCGAUUGAAAGAAGACAGGAUUAUGUUGCUUUGCAUCGACAGAAGAAACAAUACCGGAAAUGGAAGCUCACUCGUCUCGCGAACUCUCAAAAGUAUUCACCCUGCAACAUCCCUCCAAAAACAACACAGUCUCCGGCACCCCGUAUUCCAAAGAACCAUGAUAUACGUGUCUCCUCCCUUUCCAGCUUGCCAUAUCGUGAAACACGUCGAACAUCAUUCUUCACUCGCGUCGGCUCGGAUGCUAGUGCCCGGGAAGUGAGAGCCGACAAUGUGGGCGACACUCCUGUUGCAGACGAUUCGAAAAGUGUGGGUAACACCAAGCAGAAUACCCCUGCAUUUCUUGCGAUUUCAUUUUCGCUUUACAGAAUCCGACAUGCGCCUAUUUCAUCCACUGAGAAACCACCAAGGUACACUUUCAAAUUUCGAAUGACUCCAAGUGAUCUCCCUCAACAACCCUCUCCGCAUUUCCCUACCGAAUUCGAACACAUCGCUUGCCACCCAGUCAUCGAUGACUUGCUAUUCCACACUUGCUUCAUCGUCCCGGCUCUUGUUGUAUUGCUACCUCUCCGUGUUAUCUUCGCUGCAACACAUCCAUUGGUCAACACCCGAGCUGGCGCUGUAAUGCUCUACCUUGCCAGAGCUUUACUGUAUCUGCUGAUCAACAUCGUCGUUUUUGUGCUGUUCAAAUGUGGAGUGUCUUGCGGCUGCCAGUGGAAUCCGGACACUGGCCAUUCGAAUUGA